GGUUACAACAAGAGCAUAUCUGCUGCUGAAGUGAUAAUCCGCUUUGCUUUCCAAGCCUCCAUCACAGUCCUGUGCAUUGCGUGUCCCUGUUCUCUGGGAUUGGCCACCCCCACGGCUGUCAUGGUUGGUACUGGAGUAGGAGCCCAGAAUGGAAUACUGAUCAAAGGAGGAGAGCCCUUGGAGAUGGCACAUAAGGUGAAGGUGGUUGUAUUUGACAAAACAGGUACCAUUACUCACGGGACUCCAGAAGUGACACAGGUGAAGUUUCUAGUGGAGGGCAACCAACUACCACAUAAUAAAAUGCUGGCGAUAGUGGGGACUGCAGAGAGCAACAGUGAGCAUCCUCUUGGAGUAGCAAUAACAAAAUACUGCAAGAAGGAACUGGACUCGGAAACCCUUGGGACAUGUACAGACUUUCAGGUGGUUCCAGGCUGCGGCAUUAGUUGCAAAGUCACCAAUGUUGAAGGAUUAGUCUACAGGAAAAAUCAAAUGGUUGAAGAAAACAACAUUAAAAACGUGACACUGGUGAAAAUUGAGGAAAAUAUGGAGGAAUCGGUGCAGCCUGCUUUGAUUAUUGACGCUGAGCUACCAGCUACUAGGACUUCCCAGAAAUACUCCGUUCUCAUUGGGAACCGGGAAUGGAUGAGCAGAAACGGCCUUGUUGUUAAAAAUGAAGUGGAUAAAGCCAUGAUGGAACAUGAGCGGAGAGGUCGCACAGCAGUUCUAGCAGCUGUUGAUGGAGUUCUUUGUGGCUUGAUAGCUAUUGCUGAUACUGUGAAACCAGAAGCUGAGCUUGCAGUGUACACUCUGAAGAGUAUGGGAUUAGAAGUUGUCCUGAUGACUGGUGACAACAGCAAAACAGCAAGAUCUAUUGCCUCUCAGGUUGGCAUCACCAAAGUGUUCGCAGAGGUUCUUCCCUCCCACAAAGUAGCCAAAGUGAAACAGUUGCAAGACGAAGGAAAGCGGGUGGCCAUGGUUGGAGACGGCAUCAAUGACUCCCCAGCUCUGGCUAUGGCCAAUGUGGGAAUUGCUAUUGGCACUGGUACUGAUGUAGCCAUUGAGGCAGCUGAUGUGGUUCUAAUUAGGGAUGACCUGAUGGAUGUGGUAGCAAGUAUAGAUCUAUCAAGGAAAACUGUGAAAAGGAUCCGGAUCAACUUUGUCUUUGCUCUAAUUUAUAAUCUCGUUGGAGUUCCCAUAGCUGCUGGUGUUUUCCUGCCCAUUGGUUUGGUUUUGCAGCCCUGGAUGGGAUCUGCAGCCAUGGCUGCCUCCUCUGUUUCUGUUGUGCUUUCUUCUUUGCUAUUAAAGAUGUACCAGAAACCAAGUCCUGAGAAACUUGAGUUCCGGGCCCGUGGCCAAAUGAGGCACAAGAGCCCAUCGGAAAUCAGUGUCCACAUUGGAAUUGAUGAGACUGGGACAGGCUCACCUAAACUGAGCUUAAUGGAUCGAAUCAUCAAUUACAGUAGAGCCUCUAUAAACUCUCUCUUUUCAGACAAGCGUUCAGUGAACAGUGUAGUUCUUACUGAACCAGAUAAGCAUUCACUUUUGGUGGGAGAUUUCGGAGAAGAUGAUGACACAGCAUUGUGAAGGACUUGCCCCCUCCCUCC
Molecule: messenger RNA, 1604 nt
Organism: Nestor notabilis (Kea)
Lineage: Eukaryota; Metazoa; Chordata; Aves; Psittaciformes; Psittacidae
Product: copper-transporting ATPase 1-like
Exons: 9
Biological process (GO): copper ion homeostasis
Cellular component (GO): membrane
Molecular function (GO): P-type divalent copper transporter activity; ATP hydrolysis activity; copper ion binding
Source: RefSeq, a predicted model, not a curated record